AUGUUCAAGCAAAGCGGUCAAAUUGUGAUAGAGUAUUUGUGAAGAUGCGUGCUGUGAUAGUUUUUUGCUGCCUCAACACUGUCUGGUCAUGGAAUGGGCCAGAAGUGGACACCCCACUUGGAAGAGUCCGGGGUCUCUGGAAAGUCUCCUACAAUGGAAAGAGAUACAGCUCAUUCGAGGGAAUCCCUUAUGCAAAGCCACCCAUCGGAAAUUUGAGAUUUGAAGAAGCUGUACCAAUUGAUCCAUGGCCAGGUACCUGGAAUGCUACAAAAACAUCUAAUCGAUGCAUGCAAACAAACAUCACUGGAGAAGGAGAAGUUCAAGGGAAUGAAGAUUGCCUUUACUUGAACAUAUACGUCCCUGGAAAGAGAAUCGUCCCAUACAAAAAGUACGAUGUUCUGCUACAAAUACACGGAGGUGCCUACAUGACAGGCAGUGGCACGGAUGUGGCCGAAUCUUCUUUCGUUCUUGAUAUGGACCUCAUCUAUGUCGCCAUCAACUACCGACUAGGAGUUUUCGGCUUUUUGAGCACCGAAGACCACGUUCUACCAGGCAAUAAUGCCAUGAAAGACCAAGUCCUCGCCAUGAAGUGGGUGAAAAGCAAUAUCGAAUUUUUUGGAGGCAAUCCAGAUUCCGUCACCCUUAUCGGCCAUUCUGCUGGGGGUUCUAGUGUCCAUUUGCACACGCUGUCGCCUAUGUCGAGAGGCUUGUUCCACAGGGCGUUCGCUGGCAGUGGGGUGGCGUUGAGUCCGUGGGUCAUCAAGGAAAAACCAGCGAUAUUUGCUAAGAAGAUGGCUGCCCUGCUAGGGUGCCCAACAGAACCUUCUCAUCUUCUGAAAGAUUGCCUUAAAACUCGCCCUGCCAAUCACUUCAUAGACAAUUACAGAGAGUUCUUCGGUUAUGGCCAUUUACCAUUUGCUCCAUUUUCGCCAGUGGUGGAAAAACACUCUAGAAAUCCAUUUUUAACCAAACUUCCCUAUGAAGCUAUCAAAGAUGGAGAUGUGGCAGAUGUGCCCUUGCUCAUUUCUACUGUUAGGGACGAAGGGCUAUAUCCUGCUUACUAUUUCCUCGAUCAUUUCGAAGAUGUGGAUCCAGUUUUUCCGGAUGUUGCGCAUUUCCUGUUAGACUACAAUUACACAUUGCCUAAAGAAAAGCGCAUACAAGUUGCAAAACAAAUCAAAGACCUUUAUCUAGGCCCUGGGGAACAAAUCAGCAACGCGACAUACAAGAAAUUCUUCAAGAUAUUUUCGGACAGAGACUACAUCGCUCCAUCUGAAAUGGCUGCGAAAGCUCAAGCCAAAGUUAUGAGAUCGCCAGUCUAUUACUAUUAUUUUGACUAUAACAGUGAGAUUCUACCAACUUCGAUUCUGAUGACCGGGAGGGACUUAGAUGUUGUUUCUCAUACAGGAGAUACCAUAUACAGUCUUGGGCAAGCCAUGAACGGUUUGAGAUUCACAGGAGAUGACAACGAAAUGAAAGAUAAACUACAGAACAUAAUUACUUAUUUCGUUAAAACUGGAUUUCCUUCCUUUGAUGGUUGCAAUACCUGGAAAAAUGUAGAUAAAGGCAUCGAUCUCACAUACCUACACAUUGCUGGACCAAAUGAUAUGAAGGUAAGGAGUAUCAAAUCUUUGGGCAACGCUGAUUUCUGGAGGCAAUUUGGCCUUGGUGAAACAGAGAGAGAUGUUACUCCAUAUGAUAAUUCUUUUUUUUUGCAUUCGAAAAGAUUUAUGUACUUUAACAAAAAUGAAUAAAACAGAAUUGCAUUUCUUGGUGAUGUGCUCUAAUAUUAUAUGAUGUACAGUUGAAUAAAGAAUGUACAUUUUUCGU
Molecule: messenger RNA, 1830 nt
Organism: Phaedon cochleariae (mustard beetle)
Lineage: Eukaryota; Metazoa; Arthropoda; Insecta; Coleoptera; Chrysomelidae
Source: the annotation of a GenBank genome assembly